Messenger RNA from Manihot esculenta (cassava), 2158 nucleotides. RefSeq names its product glucan endo-1,3-beta-glucosidase 13. Gene Ontology annotation, molecular function: hydrolase activity, hydrolyzing O-glycosyl compounds. Gene Ontology annotation, biological process: carbohydrate metabolic process. The record is from RefSeq and is a predicted model, not a curated record. The transcript has 4 exons. Bases 295 to 1794 code for a protein of 499 amino acids. NCBI's taxonomy places the organism in Eukaryota, Viridiplantae, Streptophyta, Magnoliopsida, Malpighiales, Euphorbiaceae. Gene Ontology annotation, cellular component: plasma membrane.
UGCCAAAUUAGCGGAAUCGAGACACUUCUAUUAAAACUCUCAUAAAAAUAUGUCUGAAGUCCGGUCCGAUCACUGUCCCGCUCUGACAUAGCAUUGCACUCACCAUAGAAUAGAGCCAAGCAAAGCUCUUCUCUCUCUCGAGCUCCGAGAGAAGCUUUUUGGAGGCAGAGAUAAGAGAGACGUUACCCUCUAGAUUCCUAGACAAAUAACGUUAUACUACUCCCAGAUAAAGGAAGAGUAAAGUAGAAACAGAACUUCGAGCAUUGUCGUUGGAGGCUCUGUUUUUGGACUACAAUGGCAAGAGGAUUUAAGCUCAUCUUUGCUAUGUCACUGUUGCUUACACUUCUGGUACUUUGCAGGGGAAGUGUAGUAGGAGUUUGCUAUGGAAGAAAUGCCGAUGACCUUCCAACACCCGAUAAAGUUGUGCAGCUUGUUCAACAGCAUAACAUUAAAUAUUUGAGGAUUUAUGAUUCAAAUAUUCAGGUUCUCAAGGCCUUCGCAAACACUGGAGUUGAACUUAUGGUUGGAAUCCCAAAUUCAGACUUAUUGGCAUUAUCCCAGUUUCAAUCCAAUGCCGAUUCAUGGUUGAAGAACAGUAUUCUUCCUUACUAUCCUGCUACAAAGAUCACAUACAUAACUGUUGGAGCUGAAGUCACAGAGAGCCCCAAUAAUGUGUCUGCCCAAGUUGUACCAGCCAUGCAUAAUGUUCUCACGGCGUUGAAGAAGGCCGGUUUGCAUAAAAAGAUUAAAGUUUCAAGCACCCAUUCCCUUGGGAUUUUGUCUCGUUCGUUCCCUCCAUCUGCUGGGGCUUUUAAUAGCAGCUAUGCGUUUUUUCUGAAGCCCAUGUUGGAGUUCCUUGCUGAAAACCAGUCUCCUUUUAUGAUUAAUAUUUAUCCUUACUAUGCUUAUAGAGAUUCUCCAAACAAUGUGUCUUUGGAUUAUGCUUUAUUUGAGUCAUCCUCAGAAGUGAUAGAUCCAAACACUGGUUUGCUGUACACAAACAUGUUUGAUGCUCAGGUUGAUGCCCUCUAUUUUGCCCUGAUGGCUUUGAAUUUUAGAACAAUUGAUGUUAUGGUCACUGAGACAGGUUGGCCAUCCAAAGGUUCACCAAAGGAGAAAGCUGCUACGCCUGAUAACGCCCAGACUUAUAACACCAAUUUGAUUCGCCAUGUAAUUGAUAACUCAGGAACUCCUGCAAGGCCUGGAGAAGAGCUAGAUGUUUAUAUCUUCUCAUUGUUCAAUGAGAACAGGAAGCCUGGUUUGGAAUCAGAGAGGAACUGGGGUUUAUUUUAUCCAGACCAGACUAGUGUUUAUAAUUUGGAUUUUACAGGAAGAGGUGUUGUUGAUGUAACCAAAAAUACCACGUUUGCCGGUCUCAAUGGAACAGCAUGGUGCAUUGCUUCAAGUAAUGCUUCUCAACUUGACUUGCAGAGUGCCUUAGAUUGGGCAUGUGGUCCUGGGAAUGUGGAUUGUUCUGCCAUUCAGCCUAGCCAGCCUUGUUUCGAGCCAGAUACUCUACUUUCACAUGCAUCUUAUGCAUUCAACAGUUACUACCAGCAAAAUGGGGCUAGUGAUGUUGCUUGCAGUUUUGGUGGGGUGGGGGUUAAAGUUGACAAGGAUCCAAGCUAUGACAAUUGCUUAUAUAUGACAACUGGGAGCAACAACAAAACCGGCGCAAGUAACACUACAGCAAUGGCUUCAAUUCAUUCCUCCUCUUCGUCACAUAAUGAAGUCUUCGUAUGGGCUUCCAGUUUCCUUCUUAUGGCAUACCUUGCACUUCUGAACAUUGCUUGAUAUGGAAGCAUGACAAAGUCUGCUAAAAUGGGACGACAUUGGUGCUUUUCUUUUUACGGAGGAAGACACGUGGAUUAGAUUUUUCCUGUAGAUUGAACAAGUAAGAAUGUGCAACUAGCAUGGAAAGAUGUGAAUCUGCCUGCUACUAGUUUUGUAUAAUAUUUAAGUAGGCUGUAGGAGAUGGCUGCAGCUAAUCCAUCUGUGCUGUGAGAUUUCAGUUUUCAGCCUUUUGUAUGUUCAUGUGCUAUUGCAAUUGCAAGUACAAAUGUACAAUCUUUUAAGACAUCAACUAUAUGGUUCUGCCUGAACUCUCCUGGGUAAGGGAUGGAGAAAAUUCUCUGUAUAAAUAGCUUUUGCAACUUCA